Molecule: messenger RNA, 507 nt
Organism: Arachis stenosperma
Lineage: Eukaryota; Viridiplantae; Streptophyta; Magnoliopsida; Fabales; Fabaceae
Exons: 1
Coding region: 1-507 (168 amino acids)
Source: RefSeq, a predicted model, not a curated record
AUGUCAGGUAUAUUUACAGACACUGAGAUGAAUGAGCAAUACCAAGAGGACGAUGACUUUAACCAACAAGAAGAGCUAGUAAGUGACCAAGAUAUGAUGGAUAAACAGAUUGUAUUCGAACAAGAUUUCAGAGAUGAAUUUACCGAGGGAGCGUUUUUUUCUGAAUCUGAUAUGUCAGAUUAUAUCCUUGAAGCCGCUUAUGCGGUUGACUCCGUGCAAGACAUUACAUCUUUGAAAUUUAGUGAGAAUGUUGCGGAGGAAAUUGGCAAAUACCACUUUUCUACUUUGCAUCUUGCAUUUGAUUUUUAUAUGAAGUACUCAAAGUCGAAGGGCUUUAGUGCAAGGAAGAGCAAGACUUUCAAGAAUAGUAGUGGCGAGAUUUACAGACAAAUGUUUGUAUGCCAUAGGCAAGGAUUCAGGAUGGAGAAAUAUUACACGAUGGAAAAAAGGAAGAAGGAGCCUAGAUUGGAAACAAGAACUGGAUGUAGAACUGGAUGUGAAGCCUGA